Aphanomyces astaci is the source of this 2624-nucleotide messenger RNA. RefSeq lists its product as hypothetical. NCBI's taxonomy places the organism in Eukaryota, Oomycota, Saprolegniomycetes, Saprolegniales, Verrucalvaceae. The transcript has a single exon. The coding region runs from base 82 to 2571 and encodes 829 amino acids. The record is from RefSeq and is a predicted model, not a curated record.
CUGGUGUGGCUUUUAUCGAAUCCAAGUCCAGCACGAGCCCAGCAACAACUUCCCUCAGUCCUUCAGUUGUGAAGUUAAGGCAUGGCUGUCAAGACUACUCCCCGCGCAAACCACAUUCCCAGCGCCCACAAGGCUGGCAUCUCCGUCAAGGCGGGCGGGUCCCUCGGCGGCAACGCCCGCGCGUCGCGUAGCUAUUACCAUUACAAGCGCUUGUACGUUGCGGCCGCGUCGGCCGUUGCCGUGCUCGCCAUCUUCGACUGGAUCCCGAAAUCCUUCCCGACCAAGGACACUGUUCUCGCUCCGUUUUCGUUUUUCACGCUGCUGCCCAUGGCGAUUCAAGUGAUUGGGUUGACGCUAGUGUUUGCGAUCGCGGCGUUCUUCGCGACAUCCGGCCGUCCGUUCCUCUUGUUUGCAUGGAACUGCUUCAUUCGUCCGUUCUUGCAUGCCAAGAAGGCCAACGGUGUCGACUCGGACGAACAUCAAGCUCGAUUGGAGCAAUUUUACGAAUCCCAAGCCGAUAUCUACGACGUGACGCGCCGUCGUCUCCUCCGCGGCCGCUCCACCAUGCUCAAGCUGUGCGCGGCGCAGUUGUCGCAGUUCUACCCGGUCCGCCAGCCCACCGUGUCGAGCGACUCGGACGGCGACGUCAUGAUGUCCCCGCGGUACCCUCCUCGCGGCGCCAACCGCCGGUUCGCAUGGAUCGACAUUGGCGGCGGCACGGGCGAAAACAUUGAGCGCAUGAACCAGUUCUUCCCCAUUGCCAACUUUGACAAGGUGUACUUGGUGGACAUCACGCCGUCGCUGUGCGAAGUCGCGCGCAAGCGGUUCGAACGCCUCGGGUGGGCUAACGUGACGGUGCUGUGCAUGGACGCGACCAAGUUUACCGUGCCGGAAGAGGACGGCGGCGGCGACGACAUGGAGAUUGCGCUCAUCACGCUCAGCUACUCGUUGAGUAUGAUGGAGUCUGUGUUUGGCCUGGUGGACUCGCUCACCAACAUCUUGUGCCCCACGGGGAUCCUCGGCGUGUGCGACUUCUACGUGUCGCCAAAGCGGUCGGCCGACUCGACGCGCCAACUGAGCUGGAUCAUGCGUUGGUUUUGGCAAAUUUGGUUCGACCUAGACAACAUUUACUUGCACCCGAGCCGCCGCGAGUACUUGGAGUACAGGUUCAACACGAUCAAGGCUUUGAACGGGAAGAACCACUUUAUUCGGCCCAUCGUGCAAAUCCCCUACUAUGUGUGGCUAGGCGCCCAGAAAAACGUACCAGUGCCCGUGUGUGACGACGUUGCCGACGGCGAGCGCGGCGUCGAGACGGAAUCCAACGCAAGCAACAACUCGAGCGACGAUGACGCCGCCGAGGUGAUGGCCGUGGAAGGUGGCGGCGGCGGCACCCUCGUCACGUACCAGCACGUGCACGGCAGCGGUCAAAAGUGGAGGCAGCCGUUCGAUCCGAAGCUCCUUGCGCGCUUCGACACGUACAUUUACUGCUUUGCAUGGGAAGACCCGCGCGUGGAUUUGGAGUUCCUGAACUUGACGCGCGACGACCGGAUGAUGGUCAUCACAUCCGGGGGAUGCAACGCGCUCGAGUACGCCGUCCAGGUCGGGCCCGCGCGCAUCCACUGCGUCGACUUGAACCCGUGCCAGAACCACAUGCUCGAGCUCAAGUUGGCGGCGUUGUCGUCGCUGGGAUACGCGGACUUUUGGAAGUUGUUUGGCCAAGGAUACGUUCCUGGGUUCCAUCACCUCGUGGACACGCACUUGAGUCCGUUCUUGUCCCCACAUGCCUAUCAUUUCUGGAAGCAACAUGCGACGUUUGCCAACUUGUUUGAGACGGGGUGCUCGGGACUGGCGGUGCGCGUGUUCAGGUUCGUUGUGGCCGCCCGCGGACUCAAAGCCCAAGUGCGCGCACUGUGCGAAGCCAAGGAUUUGGAGAUGCAGUGGCAUGUGUGGACGACGGAGCUGCGCCCGCACAUUCUUAGCCGAUGGCUCAUUGCCCUCCUCAACAACGACCACUUUUUGUGGGGCGCGCUGGGCGUCCCCCCCGCGCAGAUGCAAAUGCUGCUGGAAGAAGGCUCGGCGCAGUCGUACAUUGAAAACACGCUCGACCCUGUCAUGAAGCACUCGCUGCUUCGCACAGACAACUAUUACUAUUACUCGUGCCUCAUGUGCUGCUAUAACCACCAGAACGCGCCGUCGUAUCUCCAGGAAGAUGGGUUCCGUGUCCUUCAGACCGAUCCGACCCGCCUCGAUGCGAUCAAAAUCCACACUGCCACUGUCGUCCAAGUUCUCACCCGCGACAUCCCAGACGAAGACCUCACCCGCGUGAUUCUUAUGGACCAUUUGGACUGGUUUUCCGAGGAAGACGCCGAAGCGGAAAUCCGCGCCGUGUCGCAGAAAAUGAGACAAGGUGGCCGCGCGUUCUGGCGGUCUGCCGGCAAGUACCCGUGGUACAAUUCGCUGUUUGAAAAGUGCGGGUUCCGCGUGUAUCCGUGCCAGAUCCGCCAAGGCGACCACUUGUACAUUGACCGAGUCAACAUGUACGCGAGCUUUUGGGCCGGUGAAAAGAUGUAGCGAGGCUCUUGCUGGACAAAUAUAAUAUAUAUAUAUAUACUUCGAAGUAUGAA